This is a messenger RNA of Arvicola amphibius (Eurasian water vole), 265 nucleotides long. Its product is annotated as protein transport protein Sec61 subunit gamma. Bases 31 to 237 code for a protein of 68 amino acids. The record is from RefSeq and is a predicted model, not a curated record. Gene Ontology annotation, biological process: protein targeting; post-translational protein targeting to membrane, translocation. The transcript has a single exon. Gene Ontology annotation, molecular function: transmembrane protein transporter activity. Gene Ontology annotation, cellular component: Ssh1 translocon complex; membrane. NCBI's taxonomy places the organism in Eukaryota, Metazoa, Chordata, Mammalia, Rodentia, Cricetidae.
CCUCCUCAAGCCGCCAUCCCGCAAUCAGUCAUGGAUCAGGUAAUGCAGUUUGUUGAGCCAAGUCGGCAGUUCGUAAAGGACUCAAUUCGGCUGGUUAAAAGAUGCACCAAGCCUGACAGAAAAGAAUUCCAGAAGAUUGCCAUGGCCACAGCCAUAGGAUUUGCUAUCAUGGGAUUCAUUGGCUUCUUUGUGAAACUGAUCCAUAUCCCUAUUAAUAACAUUAUUGUGGGUGGCUGAGUGCUUUCUCUUCGCUGGAAUUAGGAGC